GUCUCCCGGCAUGCCUCCCGGCGGCGUGUUCCUCUGCCUGGAUUCCCCACGUCCCGGAAGGUGGACCUGGGCUCUGCCGGGUCGGUGUUCCGUCCCUGCUUGUCCUGUGCUCUGGUGUGUCGCCCUCCCAACCUCCUGCUCCUGAGACCCGCUCACGUCCCCGGGGACAGCCCCAUGGCGGAGCGCGGGGAACUCGACCUGACCGGCGCCAAGCAGAACACCGGCGUGUGGCUGGUGAAGGUUCCUAAAUAUUUGUCGCAGCAGUGGGCUAAAGCCCCUGGAAAAGGUGAAGUUGGGAAACUGCGGAUUGCCAAGAAUCAAGGAAGAACUGAGGUAUCAUUUACUUUGAAUGAGGAUCUUGCAAAUAUUCAUGAUAUUGGUGGAAAACCGGCUUCAGUUAGUGCGCCUAGAGAACAUCCAUUUGUCUUGCAAAGUGUUGGAGGACAGACAUUAACAGUAUUUACUGAGAGCUCAUCAGAUAAGCUUGCAUUGGAAGGAAUUGUGGUACAAAGAGCUGAAUGCCGACCUGCUGCCAGUGAAAACUACAUGAGAUUAAAGAGGUUGCAGAUAGAAGAAUCGUCCAAACCUGUAAGACUAUCACAACAACUUGACAAAGUUGUGACAACCAAUUACAAGCCUGUUGCUAAUCAUCAAUACAAUAUUGAAUACGAAAGGAAAAAGAAAGAAGAUGGAAAACGAGCUCGAGCUGAUAAACAACACGUUUUGGACAUGCUAUUUUCAGCUUUUGAGAAACAUCAGUACUACACACUUAAGGAUUUGGUGGACAUCACAAAACAGCCUGUGGGCUACCUGAAGGAAAUCUUGAAUGAAAUUGGUGUUCAGAAUAUAAAAGGGAUCUACAAAAACAGAUGGGAGCUAAAGCCAGAGUACAGACAUUACCAAGAAGAAAAGAGUGAUUAAGAAAACUAACCCAACAUGCUAACAGAACAACUCAAGAGUAUUGUAAUCAUAAGCAAACAGCACUGAUACUCAAAUCCUUGAGUACCAUCUGCUAUUGGGAUAAAAUGAUUGGUACUUGAAUUUUUCUCUAGCUAAGUUUUUUAAACCAAUAAUUCUUGUAUGCUGCCUAAAUGUUUUUUGAGGAAAAAGAACUAAUUUAUUUAUAUAUUUAGUUUGUAUUAAGUCAAAUUAUUCAUGAUGAAGCUAGAAAUUAGAUGUUUUCUUUUUAAAACUUCUAAAAUGUAAGUUAGAAAAUGUUUUCUGGUGGUCCGGGAGGUGACGCAGUGAUAAAGCUUUGGACUCUCAAGUAUGAGGUCCAGAGUUCGAUCCCCGACAGCAGUACCAGAGUGAUGUCUGGUUCUUUCUCUCUCCUCCUAUCUUUCUUAUUAAUAAAUAAAUAAAAUAUUAAAAAAGAAAAAUAAAAAAUGUUUUCUGAGUUCUCUUUGUCCUCAUUUUUCUCUCUGAGAAGCUGAGGAAAAGGAUAUUCAGAGUAAAUGGCAUAGCAAGGAAAAAGUAGUCAAUUACAGAAACUCCUAAAAGAAAUAGCCCAGAGUCCCUAAUUUGAGUUGACAAAGAGCAAAGCUAUCAUUUUUAUUGCAGAUGAUCAUGCUUGACAUUUGCAUAUGUUAGUAAAAGGAACUUAGUUAUGUUAAUAUUAAGAUAGCAUUUUUCCAUCAUUAUUUUAUCAUAGUGAUAGUGACAUAUGAAAUGGAAAAUAAAACCAUGGUAAUGGUGAGUUUUGUUUUCUUUUGUUUGUUUGUUUGUUUGCUAGUAAAAGAGUUGGAAAUUAGGUAUUUUUCAAAAAAUGUCUCCCCUGUCCAGCAAAUCUCAAAGUAAUGGAGCCUCUGUAUUAUACUGCACAUGCAGCAGGUGGGUGUUGAAGAUGUUAACAGACUUCAGGAGGGCCAUAGGAGUGAGGCUGAUACUGUAUAUAUGGGGAGAUUGAUGUCAAUUCCUGGGGAAUGGAGGUGUUUCUUUUAGCUCUUUUUAAGUAAUUUCAAAUAAAAACAAUAAAUCUUCAUGGUCAAA
Erinaceus europaeus (western European hedgehog) is the source of this 1989-nucleotide messenger RNA. RefSeq names its product general transcription factor IIF subunit 2 (gene GTF2F2). Gene Ontology annotation, biological process: transcription by RNA polymerase II; transcription initiation at RNA polymerase II promoter. Gene Ontology annotation, cellular component: transcription factor TFIIF complex. Bases 175 to 921 code for a protein of 248 amino acids. The record is from RefSeq and is a predicted model, not a curated record. NCBI's taxonomy places the organism in Eukaryota, Metazoa, Chordata, Mammalia, Eulipotyphla, Erinaceidae. The transcript is spliced from 8 exons.